AUGGAGAGCUUGGGGCUGCAGACAGUCACCCUCAGUGAUGGGACAACAGCCUACGUCCAGCAAGCGGUCAAAGGAGAGAAGCUGCUUGAAGGACAAGUGAUCCAGCUCGAAGACGGCACCACCGCGUACAUCCACCAAGUGACAGUGCAGAAAGAGCCUCUUUCCUUUGAGGAUGGACAGCCUGUGCAGCUGGAAGAUGGCAGCAUGGCCUACAUACACCGCACACCCAAAGAGGGCUAUGACCCCAGCUCCCUGGAGGCCGUCCAGCUGGAGGAUGGCUCCACUGCCUACAUUCACCACCCAGCGGCUGUGCCGGCGGACAGCACCAUCCUGGCGGUGCAGACGGAGGUGGGCUUGGAGGACCUGGCCGCGGAGGACGACGAGGGCUUCAGCGCAGACACGGUGGUGGCCCUGGAGCAGUACGCCAGCAAGGUUCUGCACGACAGCCAGGCACCCCAUAAUGGCAAAGGGCAGCAGGUUGGGGACAGAGCAUUCCGCUGUGGCUACAAGGGCUGUGGGCGUCUGUACACCACUGCUCAUCACUUAAAGGUGCAUGAGAGAGCGCAUACAGGUGACCGUCCGUACAGGUGUGACUUCCCCGGCUGCGGGAAGGCCUUCGCCACAGGCUACGGGCUGAAGAGUCACAUGCGCACCCACACUGGGGAGAAGCCAUACAAGUGCCCAGAGGAGCUGUGCAGCAAGGCCUUCAAGACCUCAGGAGACCUGCAGAAGCACGUCCGGACCCACACUGGUGAACGCCCGUUCCGGUGCCCCUUCGAGGGCUGUGGCCGCUCCUUCACCACGUCCAAUAUCCGCAAGGUACAUGUGCGCACCCACACGGGCGAGCGGCCCUACACCUGCCCUGAGCCCCACUGUGGCCGUGGCUUCACCAGCGCCACCAACUACAAGAAUCACGUGCGCAUCCACACAGGGGAGAAGCCAUACGUUUGCACGGUGCCAGGCUGUGGGAAGCGCUUCACCGAGUACUCGAGCCUGUAUAAGCACCACGUGGUGCACACACACUGCAAGCCCUACACCUGCAGCACCUGCGGCAAGACCUACCGGCAGACCUCCACCCUGGCCAUGCACAAGCGCAGCGCCCAUGGCGAGCUGGAGGCCACCGAGGAGAGCGAGCAGGCCCUCUAUGAGCAGCAGCAGCUCGAGGCCGCCUCUGCAGCCGAGGAGAGCCCACCACCCAAACGACCUCGCAUUGCUUACCUUUCGGAGGUGAAAGAAGAGGGUGAUGACAUCCCAGCCCAAGUGGCUAUGGUGACUGAGGAGAACGGGGCCCCCCAGGUGGCUUUGAUCACUCAGGAUGGUGCCCAGCAGGUCAGCCUGUCCCCGGAAGACCUGCAGGCCCUGGGCAGUGCCAUCAGCAUGGUGACCCAGCACAGCAGCACCACCCUCACCAUCUCCAGUCCCGACGACAGCCUUGCCACGUCUGGCACACAUACAGUCACCAUGGUCCGCGCCGAUGGCUCCCAGACGCAGCCCGUUACAAUCAUUACCUCUGGGGCUGUUGUGACCGAUGACUCAAGUGUGGCGUCCCUUCAUCAUCAACAGGUGGCGCUGUUGGCCACAGCCAACGGGACGCACAUUGCUGUGCAGCUGGAGGAGCAGCAGGCCCUGCAGGAGGCCAUCAGCGUGGCCGCUGCCGCCAUGCAGCAAGGGGCUGUGACCUUGGAGGCCACGGAGACAGGGAGCGGCUGCUGA
Pipistrellus nathusii (Nathusius's pipistrelle) is the source of this 1713-nucleotide messenger RNA. Lineage: Eukaryota; Metazoa; Chordata; Mammalia; Chiroptera; Vespertilionidae. The record is from the annotation of a GenBank genome assembly.